Molecule: messenger RNA, 1504 nt
Organism: Nematostella vectensis (starlet sea anemone)
Lineage: Eukaryota; Metazoa; Cnidaria; Anthozoa; Actiniaria; Edwardsiidae
Product: interferon-induced protein 44-like
Exons: 7
Coding region: 190-1173 (327 amino acids)
Source: RefSeq, a predicted model, not a curated record
CAGACUUCCAUUGGAUCGUAGUAAGAAGUAAUUAGAGUCAAUUUAAAGUGAUUAGCAUGCCCCAAACGAGCUUCCAUUGGUGACGUCAUUUUAAAUCAGUGCCACUGAAAUCACAUUCCGCAAGCUUUGAGGCUUAAACAGUGGCAAUACUCAGUUUGGGCUGAAGAACAUCAAAACUAUUAACAAUCUAUGAUGUACGACCAAUUCAGAUCCCCCGGAAAGCUGUUCCAGGAAAUAUGCGAGACAAAGCCAGUGACAAUGGAUGGUCUUGACAUCCCGGAGUUUCGCAUUUUGUUACUUGGUCAAGUUGGUGCAGGAAAGUCAAGUUUCUACAACACGAUCAGCUCUAUAUUUCGCGGAUAUGUCACAAGUCUGGCAAUCACGGGGCAGAGCGGACAUAGCAUCACUUCAAUAUUCCGUGUAUAUGAUGUCCAAUCGUCGCCUACUGCACCGCCGCUGAAAUGGAAAAUCUGCGAUACGGUGGGGCUGCUACCAAACUGCGGACUAAGCUUGAAUGAACUGCUGUACAUGGUAGACGGAAAUAUUCCCAACCGAUUCCAAUUCAGUCCGUAUGGCCGUGUAACACCGGACAGCCCCGGUUUCAUUGAGUGCCCAAGUUACUCCCAGAGAGCCCACUGCGUCGCAUUAGUAAUUGAUGCAUCUACAGUAAAUAGCAUGGCGGAAGAAAUGUGGGAGAAGUACAGAGCACUUCAGGACGCGCUAAAUGCUCGCAGAAUUCCCUUGGUGGUUCUGCUGACCAAGAUAGACGUCGCGUGUCCACAGACCCGCACCAACAUCAUGCAUGUAUUCCACAGCGACAUCCUCCAAAACCGAGUGCGCCUGAUCAGCCACAAACUACAAGGAUUGCCCGCCAACAAGAUCUUCCCAAUUAAGAACUAUGAAUGGGAAACUGAGCUGACUAUGAAUGUGAAUAACCUUUCUCUACUGGCUCUUCGUCAGAUGCUGCGCUUUGCACAAGACCAUGUCGAGGAUAGAGCAGAUCAUCUGCGCAUGACAGGCGGUCUUAGGCGCCGUCUGGGUAUGCGCGAGAUCCUCUGUCUCCUUUUCCUGUUGGCCAUUGUGAUGGUUUUCUUCCUCCACUGCAGUGGAGAGAAAGGUUCAGGAAAGGAACAGGAAAGCUCGUGGAGUUGUGUACAGAUUUGCGGCUCAUAACAAGCAAAGCGCGCUUCCCUAAUUCUGUUGCUCGAAAGGAAGUGCCGAACUAAAGAAAGACACCCAUCUCUUUUUCAUUGAUCGUAAAGAACUAAAAAAUUAGAUCGUACAGAACUGAAUAAAAAAACUGGGUCGUAAUGAACUGGAUCAAGCAUAGACAUUCAGAUGAACUGGAGCAUGUGGUCGACUCAUUGUCAUAAUGUGGUCGACUCAUUGUUUGUAUGACUGUAUGUGAAUCCUUGUCUUUCGUUUGUAUCAACACCUUGCUUCAGUUGAUUUGUAUGCAAAGUUGCUAUUACAACAAAUAAAUGGGUUAUUCAUCAUCUUCAAA